Molecule: messenger RNA, 1621 nt
Organism: Didymodactylos carnosus
Lineage: Eukaryota; Metazoa; Rotifera; Eurotatoria; Philodinida; Philodinidae
Source: the annotation of a GenBank genome assembly
AUGUUUGGUUCACUUCUUUGUGAUAUGGGACAGUAUGACAAAUCAAUGAAGUACUUCGAGAAUCUAUUUCAAAAUCAUGAAGGUGAAAAUAUAAGUGACAUUGAGUUUAACCUUGGUCGUGCUCACGACUUCAGAGGCGAGUACGCCCAAGCACUGCAGUUGUAUGAGCAUAGCUAUGCAACAAUGAUGAUGAGCAAGCCAGUGCCUGAGAAAGCAUCAGCUCGAGUACUCAACAAUAUUGCCAAUAUUUAUGCCAGCAAAGGCGAGUAUGAUCGUGCUUUGGACUAUUAUUCAAAAUGUCUCAAGAUGAGAGAAAAAUGUUUUUCAUCUGAUCAUCCAGAUAUUGCUACUAGUCUGAAUAAUAUUGGCGUUGUUUAUAAGAGCAAAGGCGAGUAUGAUCGUGCUUUGGACUAUUAUUCAAAAUGUCUCAAGAUGAAAGAAAAAUGUUUGCCAUCUGAUCAUCCAGAUAUUGCUGAUAGUCUGUAUGAUAUUGGCCUGGUUUAUGACAACAAAGGCGAGUAUGAUCGUGCUUUGGACUAUUAUUCAAAAUGUCUCAAGAUGAGAGAAAAAUGUUUGCCAUCUGAUCAUCCACAUAUUGCUAGUAGUCUGUAUAAUACUGGCAAUGUUUAUUACAAGAGAAGCGAGUAUAAGCGUGCUGUAGAGUGUUUUGAAAGAUGCUCGAAGAUUCGUAAAAAGUUGCUUGCAUCAAAACAUCCCGACCGUGUCAGGGUUGAGAAGAAGUUGUCCGAAAUAAAGAAGUUUGUGUAAAGGAUAGUUGUUUUGGACGGGCAGUUGUGUAUGUAUGUGACGGUGGAGCAGUUGUUUAUGUGUUAAUUUUUUUUGGUAUUUGUUUCAGGCUUACAGUUGUUUUUAGACUUGUUGUUUUUACUACGAAGAAACUCCCGGCUUCGGUUUUUCUUUGAAGUCGAUGUUCGGUUCGAGUUUCCAGUCGUAGAUAUUUUAACUAUGAAAAUGUCUCGUUGUUGUUUAGGUUCGUCUGUGAGUAAAAGAAACUUGCUAGUAUUACUUUUAAUCAGGAAUGAGUUGGUUGUAAAAUGUUUGGGUGCUGAAACCUAAAAACGAGCUUUUUAUUGGAGAUACAUGCAUCAAACAUGUCUUACGAUGAGCUCUUUUGUACAGGUCACGAAUCCGACUUUUGUUUUUUGAGGUGUGAGCUCUGAAAGCAAAAAAGUCGUUGAAGAUAUAUAUGUGGAUAUUAAAUUGGUGAAGCACGCCUGCUUAGACUAUUUAAAUCUUUAGAUUAAAAUCUACAGCAUCAUAAUAAAGUAACAAUCUAUCAUAUGCUAUGAAUAUUGUGCUGACAGAUACAUCAUUUUCUAGAAUCUGACCGUCAGAUUGUCAACGUUUCAUGAAGAUACACGGUCGAAAACCGGAGUAAUAUAAAGGCUUCUGUUAUGUGAACGAUUGCUAGUUGCUACACUUGAAAGAGAGGUGAUAAUGAUCCUUUGUACAAUAAGUAUUCUGGCGUAAAAGUAGGGAUGUUCGGUUCUCGCUAAGAACCGGAACCGCGGUUCGGUUUUGCGUGAGGAACCGGAACCGCGGUUCUCUUGUUUUCGGUUCUUCAGCUGGAACCGGAACCGCGAUUCUCUUAUUUUCGGUU